Hemiscyllium ocellatum (epaulette shark) is the source of this 3766-nucleotide messenger RNA. RefSeq names its product rho GTPase-activating protein 20-like. Gene Ontology annotation, biological process: signal transduction; regulation of Rho protein signal transduction. Bases 243 to 3761 code for a protein of 1172 amino acids. NCBI's taxonomy places the organism in Eukaryota, Metazoa, Chordata, Chondrichthyes, Orectolobiformes, Hemiscylliidae. The transcript has 15 exons. Gene Ontology annotation, molecular function: GTPase activator activity. The record is from RefSeq and is a predicted model, not a curated record.
GGCUUUAACUAAGCUUACUUAAUAACAAGAUCGUCAGAUAGCCAGCAAUUCGGAGCUACUGCUGAGACCAUUAGUUUCCUCUGUGUGUGUGUGUGUGUGUGUGAGAGAGAGAGACUCCUUUUCACUCGAAUGAAGUCCCGUUAGCUGCAACACCCAGAAUCUCAGCUCCUAGUCUGGUGAAUAGUUGUCUUGUCCCUGUAAUGAAUUCAGGCGGCAACUAAGGAAUUAUACACUGUCAAACGAUGUCACCUCAACAGGAUAACAUUGGUCAGAGCCGUUCUUCUUCGUUGACGGGGGAAUCUCGAAUAUCGGGCUGUGGAGGAACAGAAGAGAAGAAGAUAAUGAAAAGUCUGGCCCAGAGACGACAGUCAGCUCCUUCUUUGGUGAUUAGCAAAGCCCUUAGCAAGUCCAGAUCACUGUCCAGAGAAUCCUGCCUGUCUCCUGUCAGUCCAGAGUUUUGCCCUCUUGUACAGUCAAUUAUAAGUCCGUCCAGAACAUUACUAAUAGAAGGACACGCCCAGCUCAAGACUGGUCUCCAAACCCAAGACCGACAUCUCUUCCUGUUCAAUGAUGUUUUCGUAAUUGCAAAAUCAAAGUCUGCAUCCCAUUUCAAGCUGAAAAAACAGGUCAAAGUUUGUGAGGUCUGGAUGGCAUCCUGCAUGGAUGAAGUGUGUGAAGGGACCACAAAUCCUGAACUUUCCUUUGUGAUGGGUUGGCCCACAACUAAUUGCGUGGCUACUUUCAGCUCACCAGAACAGAAAGAGAAAUGGCUAUCUUGUCUCUACAGUUGCAUUAAAGAAGAGAAAGAAAAAGAACAUCCUAAAAGUAUUCCUUUGAAGAUCGUUACCAGAAAUGUUGGGAGCUGUAUAUAUUCAAAGGUCUUGACUGUGAACAAUACAGAUACAGCCUAUGAUGUUGUUACCAUGACACUUCAGCAGUUUGGCAUCACAGGUAAUCCUAAAGAUUAUCAACUUUGGGUCAUCUCUGGCAAAGAAGAUGCCCCUUAUCCUCUUAUUGGGCAUGAAUAUCCUUUCAGCAUUAAAAUGAGUCACAUUCAAAAUGCAGCUGCACAGACACAAUCAUCCAAAGACUCACUCUACCCUCUAGAUUUCCAGGGGCCCUUCAUCAUUGAGCAGUUGCCUGUGGAGAUGCAGUGUCAGUUCAUCUUAAAGCCAAGUCGCUUGGCAUCAUGCCAGCAGAUGGCCGAAACAAGUCAAAAGCAAUGCAAAAGAAAAAGGUCAAUCAUGAACUGGACCUUUUGGCGUGGUUUGGGUACUCAGUUGGAUAACAUGCCUCUAUCCCCAACCUCCAUGACACCAGGCAGACUCUUUGGCCUACCACUGUCAGCCAUUUGUGAAGAUGAUCACUUCCCAAAGCCAAUCAUGGACAUGCUUUCCUUUCUGUUUCGUGAAGGCCCAUUCACCAGAGGCAUUUUCAGACGUUCUGCGAAUGCUAAAGCCUGCAAAGAGCUGAAAGAGAAGCUGAAUACUGGAGCUGAAGUGCACUUAGCCCGUGAAUCUGUGUUUGUGACAGCUGCUGUGUUCAAAGACUUCCUUCGGAAUAUUCCUGGAAGCAUCUUUACUUCAGACCUCUAUGAUGAUUGGCUGGCAGCAAUAGAAAAGAGAAGUCAUGAGGAGAAGAUAAAGGAAAUUCAAAGAUUGUUGGAGCAACUUCCAAAACUCAAUUCCCUUCUCCUACGUCAUGUGUUUAGAGUGCUUCACAACAUUGAGCAGCAGGCUGAGGAAAACCAGAUGAAUGCAUUUAAUUUGGCAGUCUGCAUAGCACCCAGCAUCUUGUGGCCUCCCACACCCUGCAGUCCUGAAAUAGAGAGUGAGUCAACAAAAAAGGUUGCACUGUUUGUGCAGUUUCUAAUUGAAAACUGCUGCAGGAUCUUUGGAGAUGGUUUCAUGACCUCUUUUGGAGCGUUAUCAUCAAGGAAAUAUGCAAACAGAGACGAUGGAUCAGAUCUCUCCUCAUUUCAACUACAUGACUCCUCGUAUGACAGUCUAGAAAAUGAGCUCAAUCAUGACACUGAUUCCCCAUUAUUGAACCUGAUGUCGAAGAGAAAGCAAGACAAUCAAAGCAGGGACUCUGUUCUGACCUGGAGUGACUGUGAUCUUGAUCAACCUGAGGAUGAAGGAAGUCAUUUAUGUGUUCCAGCUUCCCAAAGUAGAAGUGUGAGCUGUCCAUUUUCCGAAAAUGACCUCCUGGACUCCAACAUUUAUGGCUUUGCUCCUGACAGAAGGCUUUCAGGUUCCAGAAGACACAGACGGUGUUCAGAGCCCAAUAUAUUUCCUCCUGCCUCACAAUUUGCUCAACAUUGUCAGAAUCAUGAGACUGUGAUUCGUAAAGCUAGCUAUGAUGCUGUCAUGACUCAGUCAGAUGAGAACUACCUUAUGCAAUUGCAGAUGCUACAGAUUGAGGGCCAAAAGCUCAUAAAUUACAGUUUGCAUAAGGAUAUUGACCAGAAAACAUCUAGCAAUGGAAGCCAUAAAGUUGUUCAGAAGGUGUCGCACAGCAGUAGCCAACUUCAGCCACCUCCACCACUCAAACUUAACGUUACCUCAAAGAUUAGCAGCUCCAGUUUGUCCUCACCAUCAGGCUCCUCGAUGAGUUCAAUUGAUAGUGCUUUCACACAUAAUGCAGAACCUUGUGUGUUGGAUGAAAGCUUCUCAACAUCCACUUCUGCCAUACAAGGUCAUAAAGGCCAUCCGGCUGUCGUAGCUAGCCCCAGUAUGUUGAAACACUGUUAUGGUGUCUUGUCUCCUAUUCAAGAUGCUGGCACAGCUGUCACUUCCUCCUCCGCCGCACCAGAAAAACACAAGGGAAGCUGCAACUUGACUGAAGAAACCUCUAAAUGCAUCAUUGAGAAAGGCCCAGUCACACUGCACCCCAACAGCUGGCUGAAGAAAGGAGGAUGCUGGACACUGAGAAGAAAGGAGAAGGGAUAUAAGCUUAAAAGCAAGCAUGGUCCAUUCUUUAUAGAUAAAGAACUCACCAAUGGCAAGUUAACUGUUUCUCCAGUGGCUGCAGAAGACGUGCAAAAGUUGAACAGAAGCCGAUUGGUCAAUUCACUGUCCUAUCGGAAACCAAUCCAAUCAUCACUGCAAAGUACAGAUGCCAAAAAAAAAGGAGUGAUGGUUAAGUCUUCAAAGCUUUUACUCAAACAUGGACAUUCUGAUUCACAAGAACUCAUCAAUAGCUCUGUUGCUUGCAGAUCACAUCUGUUGAGUACAGCAAAUCGAACUCUUCCAGAACUUGACCAAAUACCACAGACUAUCUUUUAUGGGCAAAAUUCAAAAUUAUGUCUUCAGUCAAAGCCACGUCAACAAUCGCGCUCAUUUACACUAGGAGAGAAAUGUUCCCAAAGAGUAGUUAACUCACAUUUGUCUGAAUUGGUAACUUCUGCUCACACGGACACUCAGAGUCCUGGGGCCAUCAGUGAGAGUGUAACUAAUACAGAUCUUUCUGAGAUACAGGGUGGGAUCCUCCAGGAGAAGAAACCAUUUUCAUCGACAAGUGGACCAUGUGCAACUGAGCAACAAUUUCACAGCACAAGUUCCAAUGCUCUUUCCCAUAGUGCAGCUAAAGCAGUUAAGGAUUAUUUUUUUCAGAUUGAUGCUGAGAACUAUUUCAUGAAAACACAAGAAGUGACUGAUGCUGUGCUCCAGAGCAAGAAGAAAUGGCAAAAUAAGUGCUGCAGUGACCCAAAAUUUGAAGACUUUGAACAAGUGUUUUUUUCAGAGGAAUCUUAUGUGUAAAGACU